AUGCAGUUAAUAUCACCACUUCCCAUAUCAGAAGAGAGUAAUCCUGGAACUGCUUUUCCCGAGAACAUACAGCAAGAUAAGGCCCCAGCUCUAGAUCAAUUCUUACUAACAGACAGCUACAACGAUAUUGACAUGGACCCAAUAUUAACUGAUACGACAUCACCUUCGUUGAUCGAUUAUAUUUGUGAUACAGAUUUAAAUUCUGAGCUCAAUACUAACGCAUUAUUAACACCAUUACCUCAAACUAAACUUGUCGUUUACAGUGAUUCAGAUACUGAGAAUACUUACACUUGA
Molecule: messenger RNA, 294 nt
Organism: Parnassius apollo (apollo)
Lineage: Eukaryota; Metazoa; Arthropoda; Insecta; Lepidoptera; Papilionidae
Source: the annotation of a GenBank genome assembly